Populus trichocarpa (black cottonwood) is the source of this 667-nucleotide messenger RNA. RefSeq names its product 60S ribosomal protein L26-1. The coding region runs from base 100 to 540 and encodes 146 amino acids. Gene Ontology annotation, biological process: cytoplasmic translation; ribosomal large subunit biogenesis. The transcript has a single exon. Gene Ontology annotation, cellular component: ribosome; cytosolic large ribosomal subunit. NCBI's taxonomy places the organism in Eukaryota, Viridiplantae, Streptophyta, Magnoliopsida, Malpighiales, Salicaceae. The record is from RefSeq and is a predicted model, not a curated record. Gene Ontology annotation, molecular function: RNA binding; structural constituent of ribosome.
CUUUAUAAAUUCCUUCACUUUCCCUCACUCAUCUCUUCCCUGCAGCGCCCGCCUCCCAAAUACCCUUAACCCACAUAGCCAGCAGCUACAACCGCUACCAUGAAGUAUAACCCAAGGGUCUCCUCCUCCAGACGCAAGAGCCGGAAGGCCCACUUCUCGGCGCCCUCCUCCUUGCGCAGGAUCCUAAUGAGCGCUCCUCUCUCCACCGACCUCCGCCAGAAGUACAACGUCCGAUCCAUGCCUGUCCGUAAGGACGAUGAAGUCCAGGUUGUUCGUGGGACCUACAAAGGACGCGAGGGCAAGGUGGUUCAGGUUUAUCGUCGAAAGUGGGUCAUCCACAUCGAGAGGAUUACACGUGAGAAGGUGAAUGGGUCAACAGUUAAUGUCGGUAUCAACGCGUCCAAGGUUGUUAUCACGAAGUUGAGGCUUGAUAAGGAUAGGAAGUCUCUAUUGGAUCGCAAGGCAAAGGGACGUGCUGUUGGAGACAAAGAGAAGGGCACUAAGUUCACUGCCGAGGACAUCAUGCAGAGUGUGGACUGAUCGGUUUGUUUGAAAUGAAAUAUUUUGUCGGCAAGGUUUUGAAUUAUUUAUCUAUUUCCUUGAUGUAUUUUUGAAUAUGUUUGGAGACUUCAAGGUUAUUUAAUGUGACCUGGAUUUUGUUUCUUCC